UCCUCUCUGGUCUCAUCGUGGGCUGUGAUUGGUUAAGGACGUUGCUAGGACAUCACGAACAGUUUACAAAUAUGUCGACUUCCUGAGGCGAACCAAAUGGCUAAUGUGGUCGUAUUAUUAUAUUCUUCGUUCUUUACACAUGUUUUACUCUUCGCUUGCUUGGCUUACACUCAAAACAUUGUCGUUUUCCAGCCUUCCUUUGUGAUUACAACGGGACCAGUGGUCACUGCAGUUUUGCUGGGAAACACCUCGGGUAUCUCUCUUAGCCUGAGGACAGUUUCUCCAUCCAACACAACAGGAAACAUUGGUUCUCCAUCAUGUGUAGCAGAAGAAACAAAUUGGGUCCUCACAAGGGAGCAGCUGGGAAAGACUGCAGUUCGAGUUCAUCUAAGACUGAAUCAAAGUCUGCAUUUAUGUGGCAACAAUGAUACAAACACAGACUGCUGUGAAAGAGCAUUGUGCAUCCUGGAAGCCCUUCAGGUGUCUGCCUGUGUGGACGGUACACCCCAGGCAUCGCUGCUGAUCCAGGCUAAGAUACAUGCCCUGUUGGUUCCUGCUAAUCCUGGAUCUGAUAAUAAAACAGUUAUUCCAAACCAAGUGUACCAGCCCCUGGGCCCUUGUCCUUGUGACCUGACAUCCGGAGCGUGUGACAUACUCUGCUGUUGUGACACGGAUUGUUCCAAUGAAGAUUUGAAGCUGUUCUCAUCCCAUUGUCUGCCAGGACCCUUUGGUGGGCAGGUCUCUCCGGCUCCAGAUUAUCAGUGUUCUGUGCAGUCCACAGGAAAUUCCCCAGAUUGGUUUCCAUUUUUAUGUGUCAACUCUCCCCCUGAAAACAACCCUUACCUUGGUCACUUUUACAAGGGAGACACAAUUGCACCUAAGCCUGGUCCAUCAUUCCAAAGUCCAGUUUUACCAGCUCCAGUCCCAGUUGAUGUUUAUAUUCAAGGAAAUCCAAUUUUCACAUUAAAUGGCCAAUGCUUCACUGUUCCUCAGAAGGUCCUUGGACUUUGUGUAAACAAUGCUCCUGUAGCAUUUCUGAAAAAUUUCAACUAUGAGUGUACAACUCUGCUGCUCUCCUGUCCAACUGGAUAUCCUCUACAAACACUGUCAGGAAACCUAAGCAUUAAAGUGAAGAAUGGACAAGGAGGUGAUGUUGUGGUGGAUGUAACUGAUGAAGUGGCUGCUGAUACGAGUCCAUUUAUUUCCAUAAUAGAUGCAGUUGCCCCCUCAGAUGAGAUGCUGGUUUGUGAAAAUUUGACGUUAGCGCUGCAUUACAAGUUUUACUGGAGAGAAAAUGGCAUCACAGGCAUCACGCUGACAAGGACUAUUGGGACUAUCAUUUUAAAUAGUCGCGCAACAUUAAGCACAAAGUAUUCUGCCACAUUUCUAAAUGGAGAAUUUUCUGGCGAGCCAAACUCGGGCAACCCAGGUUACCAGGUGGGAAGGCCUGUUGUUGCUGGAAUUGUGGAAGCUUUGGACAGCAACACAAGCUUAAUAAAAAGGACAUCAGUUAAUGUUUGGAAACCAGUGAGUGAUGGACUCUGUUCCACUGCUGGGAUGAAACCGGUUCUGUUUGGAGAGAAUUCAACAUCAGGGUGUUUGCUGCCUGUCAGCCGGCAAAAUCUAACUCAGUGUAGCCUUCUGUUUUACAUGAACUUCACAGAAUAUGACUGUAACAGGAAUGAUGUGUGUUGGCCUGAACUCGCCUUUCCCAUCACCAAGUAUUACACAGGCGAGCCAUUUUCUCAGUCGCUGGCUAAGGGCAUGAUCUUGGUUUUCUUCUUUAUCGUUGCCUCAGUUCUUGGCACCCCGUGGAGACAAAUCAGACAGGCGUGGAACAACUCUGCUCACUAAAACUCAGUGAUGAUGGUUUAAAGUGUCACUGAGGAUAAUGACACCUUUUCCUUAAUAACAUAGUAACUUACAUGUUUAUUCCUAUGAUUGUUGUAGGAGUAUAAACUGUUGUAUUUGUGAACCUUUUUGCAAUAAAAAUAUUUUUCUAUUA
Molecule: messenger RNA, 2005 nt
Organism: Pundamilia nyererei
Lineage: Eukaryota; Metazoa; Chordata; Actinopteri; Cichliformes; Cichlidae
Gene: tctn2
Product: tectonic family member 2
Exons: 15
Coding region: 97-1854 (585 amino acids)
Biological process (GO): cilium assembly; protein localization to ciliary transition zone; smoothened signaling pathway
Cellular component (GO): MKS complex
Source: RefSeq, a predicted model, not a curated record